AUGUUCCUCCACCAUAUUGCGCUGCAGGCUAGCAACAACCCAAUCAAAAGUUUAAAACAGCAUGCGCGCCAGUUUUCAGGAGGGGAGGAGGAGAGCCAAUUUGAGGACACCUAUGCAGCUUUCGAAAUCCGGACUGUGGAAAUUCAGUCUGCUGUUCAUCACGCCAUCAUCAAUAUCAGUUUUUUCCAUAAAAUAUGA
Opisthorchis viverrini is the source of this 198-nucleotide messenger RNA. RefSeq lists its product as hypothetical. The record is from RefSeq and is a predicted model, not a curated record. The transcript has 2 exons. The coding region runs from base 1 to 198 and encodes 65 amino acids. Lineage: Eukaryota; Metazoa; Platyhelminthes; Trematoda; Opisthorchiida; Opisthorchiidae.